Lolium rigidum is the source of this 5055-nucleotide messenger RNA. RefSeq names its product starch synthase 3, chloroplastic/amyloplastic-like. The transcript has 16 exons. Bases 1 to 4836 code for a protein of 1611 amino acids. The record is from RefSeq and is a predicted model, not a curated record. Gene Ontology annotation, molecular function: alpha-1,4-glucan glucosyltransferase (UDP-glucose donor) activity; starch binding. NCBI's taxonomy places the organism in Eukaryota, Viridiplantae, Streptophyta, Magnoliopsida, Poales, Poaceae.
AUGGAGAUGGCUCUCCGGCCGCGGAGUCCUCUCUGCCCUCGGAGCACGCAGGCGCUCGUCGUCCGGCCGGCCGGCAGCGGCGGCCUUGCGCAGACUUCCUUGCUGACUAGCAGAUUUACUCGAAGCAGGAUUGCCGGAUGCAUGGCAUCAAGUUCAGAUUCUCCCAAAAGGAAAUCAAGGAGGAUGGUAUCUCCUCAGGUUAAAGUCAUUUCUUCUGGAGGGUAUAUGUCAAGACUCACUGUCGAACCUAUCACCAAGAAGAGAGAGCACAAUAAUGGUGAUGAAGAAAUUCUUGGCACAUACAAUACGCUAUUAAGUACCGACACAACAGAAUGGACUGACAGUACAGAAGCUGAAACUGCUGAAACAGAUCCAUCACAAAAUGCUUCAAGCAGUUCGAUCAUAGGGGAACUGGAUGUGGUAGAUGAAGACAUAUUUGUGGUGGAUUUGACAGUAAAUGCAUUGAGCAGUGUAACAAAGGGAGAGGUACAUGCAGUGGACGAAGCUAGAGUUGAAACAGACAUAUUUGAGGUGGAUUUGGCAGCAACUGCAUUAAGUAGUGCAAUAAUGGGCGAUGUGGAUGUGAUGAAUGAAAUUGGGGCUGUACAAGUCACAGUUGCCGCAGAUUUGUCAGGUAAAGUUUCAAGCAGUGUGACAACUGCGGAAGAGGAUAUGGUCGAUGAAGUUGUGACCGUUCAAGAAACCUUUGAGGUGACUUCAUCGGGAAAUGUUUCAACCAGUGUAAAAAUGUGCAAAGUGGAUGCGAUUGAUGAAGCUGGGACUACACACGGCACAUUAGAGGCGAUUUCAUCAGGAAAUGUUUCAACCAGUGCAAUGGUUGGGGAAGUGAAUGCGGUUGAAACUCGGGGUGAUCAAGACACAUUUGAACCGGAUUUGUCAGGAAAUGCUUCAAGCAAUGCAACAUAUGGGGAAGUGGAUGAAGCUAGAGUUGAAGAACAAAUAUUUGAGAAUGAUAUGUUAGGCAGUAUUUCAGGCAACGAGAAACACAUGGCUGUGGAUUCAGUGGGUGAAGCGACUGAUAAAGAAGAGACCUACCAACAGCAAUAUCCAACACUGUCUUCAAUAUCUAUGUGGAGCAAGGCUAUUGAUAAAACUGGUGUAAGUUUGAAGCCCGUGCUGCCGCUUGUCAGGGUCCAGGAACAAGGCAAAUCAAAUCCUAAUGAUCACGUGCAAGAAGGAUCAAUUGUUGCUUUCAGUGAACAUAAUCAACCGACAUUAACUUUCCAUGAGAAACAACAAAGUACUAUUGCUUUUGACAAACAAAACAAGCCAAUUGCCACAUUCUCUAAACAAGACCAAUAUAUUUCUGCCUUUCUUGAGAAAAACAAAUCCAUGGCUGCUUCUGAUGAACAAGGGCGAUUGAUUGUUGAUUUACCAGACCAAGACCAAUCAAUCAUAGGUUCCCAUAAACAACAUAAAUCAGUUCCAGAUGUCCCUGGACAGAUACAAUCCAUUGUUAGUUCUAGUAAUAAACACCAAUCAAUUGUUGCUUUCCGCAAACAGGACCAAUCAAUUGUUAGUGCCCCAAAACAAAAGCAUCCCAUAGUUCCAUUCCAUAAACAUGAUCUUUCGAUUCUGGGUCUCCAUAAACAAAACCUAUCAAGUGUUGAUACCAUGGGAGAGGGUCAAACAAAGCAAGUUCAUGCCAUUGAUAGACAUGAUGCAUUGCUUGCGAAGGAAGUGGAAGCUACUGAUGGAAACUACAACCCUCAAAAAACUAAUGGGGAUGCACUUCAUUUAAAGUUUGAUACUGAAAACCUGUCGCAGGAACAUCAGGCAAAUAGAACCGAAGAAGCAUUGGAAAUGACAACUAGCAAGCAAGUUGAUGAGGCACAUCUUUUCAUGACUGAACAUCAGAUAGGUGUUGCUGAAGGGCAGAUGAUAGUUACAGAGGAUGGGCUUUCUGUGACUAAAUAUGGAACUAGGGUAGGUGAUCAAAUUGAACACCUGCUUUCUGCAAAAGAGUUCUCAUGGGACGAAGAUGAAGUGGGGUCAAUCCAGGAUGAUGAACAGCAUGAAGCCGAUGAGAUCUCUGUGGAACCAGAUAUCCAGGAUUCACCACAGAAUGUUGUUGAUCCAAAAGAAGUUCUUAAAGAACUUGCUGACGAAAAUUAUUUGAUAGGAAACAAACUUUUUAUAUUUCCAGAGGUAGUGAAAUCUGACUCAGUUAUUGAUCUCUAUUUGAAUCGUGACCUUACAGCUCUGGCAAAUGAACCGGAUGUCAUCAUCAAAGGAGCAUUCAAUGGUUGGAGGUGGAUGCCUUUCACUGAAAAAUUACACAAGAGUGAACUGGGAGGGGUUUGGUGGUCUUGCAAACUGUGCAUACCCAAGGAGGCCUACAGAUUAGACUUUGUGUUUUUUAAUGGUCGUUCAGUCUAUGAAAACAAUGGCAAAGAUGAUUUCUUCAUAGAAAUAGAAGGUACUAUGGAUGAAGAACUGUUUGAGGAUUUCUUGGUUAAACAAAAGCAAAGGGAGCUUGAGAUGGUUGCCGUUGAAGAAGCUGAAAGGAGGACACAAACAUUGGAACAACGUCGGAAGAAGGAAGAAAUGGCUGCAGCUGAAGCUGUCAGGGCACAAGUGAAGGCUGAGAUAGAGAUGAAGAAGAAUAAAUUGCACAAUAUGUUGAGUUUAGCUAAAACAUCUGCUGAUAAUUUGUGGUACAUAGAGGCUAGCACAGAUACAAGAGGAGCUAUUGUCAGAUUAUAUUAUAACAGAAACUCGACGCCACUUGUGCAUAGUACUCAGAUUUGGAUGCAUGGUGGUUACAACAAUUGGACUGAUGGGCUAUCUAUUGUCGAAAGGCUUGUCAAGUCCAAUGAAAAAGACGGUGACUGGUGGUAUGCAGACGUUAUUCAACCUGAAAAUGCACUAGUGUUAGACUGGGUCUUUGCUGACGGGCCACCUGGGAAUGCAAGAAAUUAUGACAACAAUGGUCGACAAGAUUUCCAUGCUAUUCUUCCAAACAUUUCUACUGAGGAAGGCUACUGGGUGCAUGAGGAACAAAAUAUCUAUGCAAGGCUUCUGCAAGAAAGAAGAGAACGGGAGGAGGCUAUCAGAAGAAAGGCUGAGAGAAGUGCAAAAAUGAAAGCUGAGAUGAAGGCAAAAACUAUGCGUAGGUUUCUGCUUUCCCAGAAACACAUUGUUUAUACUGAACCACUUGAAAUACGUGCUGGAACCACAGUGGAUGUGCUAUACAAUCCUUCUAAUACAGUGCUCAAUGGAAAGCCGGAGGUUUGGUUUAGAUGCUCCUUUAACCUUUGGAUGCAUCCAGGUGGUGCGUUACCACCCCAUAAGAUGGUGAAAUCAAGAGAUGGAUCUCUCUUGAAAGCAACAGUACAAGUUCCACCGGAUGCCUAUAUGAUGGAUUUUGUUUUCUCUGAGUCGGAAGAAGGUGGGAUCUAUGACAACAGGGAUGGGAUGGACUAUCAUAUUCCUAUUUCUGAUUCAGUUGAAACGGAAACUUACAUGCAUAUUGUCCACAUUGCCGUUGAGAUGGCCCCCAUUGCCAAGGUUGGAGGUCUCGGUGAUGUUGUUACAAGUCUUUCACGUGCUGUUCAAGAUUUAGGACAUACUGUCGAGGUUAUUCUUCCAAAGUAUGACUGUCUGAACGAAAACAGUGUGAAGAAUUUACACGUAUAUCGAAGUUUUUCUUGGGGCGGUACAGAAAUAAUUGUAUGGGUUGGACUAGUCGAAGACCUUACAGUUUACUUCCUGGAACCUCAGAAUGGGAUGUUUGGGGUCGGAUGUGUAUAUGGAAGGAAUGAUGACCGUAGAUUUGGCUUCUUCUGUCACUCUGCUCUGGAGUUUAUCCUUCAGAAUGGAUCUUCUCCGCAUAUACUACAUUGCCACGAUUGGUCAAGUGCUCCCGUUGCCUGGCUGUACAAGGAACACUAUGCCCAAUCCAGAUUGGCAAGUGCUCGGGUUGUAUUUACCAUCCACAAUCUUGAAUUUGGAGCACAUUAUAUUGGUAAAGCAAUGACAUACUGUGAUAAAGCCACGACUGUUUCUCAAACAUAUUCGAGGGAAGUGGCAGGGCAUGGUGCCAUCGCUCCCCACCGUGAAAAAUUCUACGGCAUUCUGAAUGGUAUCGAUCCAGAUAUAUGGGAUCCGUACACAGACAACCGUAUACCGGUCCCUUAUACUUCCGAGAACAUUAUUGAAGGGAAGACUGCUGCAAAAAGGGCAUUGCAGCAGAAGCUUGGAUUACAACAAACUGAUGUCCCUAUUGUCGGAAUCAUCAGCCGUCUGACAGCCCAGAAGGGAAUCCACCUCAUCAAGCAUGCAAUUUAUCGCACUCUCGAAAGCAAUGGCCAGGUGGUUUUGCUUGGCUCAGCUCCAGAUCAUCGAAUACAAGGUGAUUUUUGUAGGUUGGCAGAUGCUCUUCAUGGUGUUUACCACGGUAGGGUAAAGCUUGUUCUAACCUAUGAUGAGCCUCUUUCCCAUCUGAUAUACGCUGGCUCCGACUUUGUUCUUGUUCCAUCUAUCUUUGAACCCUGUGGAUUGACUCAACUUGUUGCCAUGCGUUACGGAUCGAUCCCUAUAGUUCGGAAAACUGGAGGACUCUACGACACUAUCUUUGAUGUAGACAAUGAUAAGGAUCGGGCUCGGUCUCUUGGUCUCGAGACAAAUGGAUUCAGUUUCGACGGAGCUGACAGCAACGGCGUGGAUUAUGCCCUGAACAGAGCGCUCACUUCUUGGUUUGACGCCCGUGACUGGUUCCACUCCCUCUGCAAGAGAGUCAUGGAGCAGGACUGGUCAUGGAACCGGCCCGCGCUGGACUACAUUGAAUUGUACCAUUCGGCGCGUAAAUUCUGAUACGCAACCAAAGUGCAUAAUAUGCAGGUGCAUUGGGAUGACAUGGAUGUAUAUUUACAUUUCUCUCUUUUCGUUCCUUGCAUGUGGAAACUGUUACAUACUUCGGUGAGAAACAAGCUGAAGUGACUUGUUGUGAGUAAAAUAUUCUUUGAUCUGGUGCAAACGGAUGCAUUGUUAAGUCUCAUUGCAUUACUGUAGUACAAAAUGACACCCAGGUUU